UGUGUCCGGGUCUGAGUGAAAAGUGAAAGUCUGCCAGACGCUGAACCCGGACCCCAGACCCAAAGACCCGGACCCCAGAUCCCAGAUCCCAGAUCCCAGAUCCCAGAUCCCAGAUCCCAGCCCCAGGUAUGAGGAAGUCCCUGAGCCUGUCCUCGGACUGCUCCCUUCCGUCUGUGGAUGAUGAUGUGGACUCGGUGUGUUCGGAUGAGCUGCUCGGGUCCCAGUCCCGCCGCUGGUUGGCAGACCUGCUCACCGGGUCCGUGGAACCGGAACCCCAGGGGGACGUGAACACCGUGGGCCGGGACGGGCUGUUCGUGGACUACCACUUUCCCCUGGGGGAGCUGGAGCUGCAGACCGGGGUCAAGUGGAAGAGGCCCAGGGAGCUCUGUCAGUCGCCUCAGUUCAUCGUAAAUGGAGCUUCGCGUCUGGACGUCCGCCAGGGGAAGCUCAAUGACUGCUGGUUACUGUCAGCCAUCUCGUCUCUGGCCGUCCAUCGUUCUCUGCUGAAGAAGGUCGUUCCUCUCAAACAGAGCUUCCAGGACGGAUACAACGGCAGCUUCAUCUUCAGGUUCUGGCAGUACGGUCAGUGGGAGGAGGUCCGCAUCGACGACCUUCUGCCCACACGAGACAAUGAACUGAUCUACCUCAGCUCCCCAGAGAGACAUGAGUUCUGGAGCUCACUGCUGGAAAAGGCCUACGCCAAGCUGAAGGGUGGCUACAGAGCUCUAGACAUGGGCUUCCCCCACGAGGCCAUGGUGGACAUGACGGGCGGCGUUGCUGAGGUUCUGUCGAUAGCGACGCUGCCCAGAGACCUGCCGGGGUUCCUCAGAUCACUACUGUCUAAAGGAGCACUCAUCAACUGUGCAAACUGUCAGGGACCUUUAGAACAGAGGAAUGAACUGGGAAUCAUGUUCAGACAUGCUUACUCUCUGACUGCAGUGGAGCAGGUAAAAACAGAUCGUGGCCCUGUGGACUUAGUGCGAAUCCUCAACCCCUGGGGCAACACGGAGUGGGAGGGGCCAUGGAGUGACCAGGACAGCCCAGAGUGGAACACCGUCAGCCGCUCAGAGCAGCAGAGGCUGGACCGGGUCAGACGGGAGGACGGCGAGUUCUGGAUGUCGGUGUCAGAUUUCCGGCAGCACUUUGAGCAGAUGGAGGUGUGUCACCUGACUGAUGCCCUCAGUGAAUCAGAGUCUGGCGUGAAGCCGUGGAGCUCCAUAAUCCAUCAUGGAAACUGGGUACCAAAUGUCUCAGCAGGAGGCCCCGCCCACUCAGGUAUUUUUUGGCAGAACCCUCAGUUUCUAUUCGUCCUGACUGAGGUUGAUCCCAACUCGUCUAAGAAAACCUGCUCCUUCAUUCUGGCUCUGAUGCAGAAACACCAAAGACGCAGAGGAAUGAACUUCUCCAUAGCUCUUCACAUCUACCCGGCCCAUCUGAAGAACACAUACCUGACAGAAGACAAUUUGAGAUCCCGCCCUCCCAUCCUCUGCAGCCCACAGUACUCCUCACGUCGGGAGGUGGUUCUUCGUGGAUCCCUGCCCCCGGGUCGCUACAUCAUCAUCCCAUCCACUGCCGAAUCCAACCAGCAGGGGGCGUUCCUGCUCCGAGUGCUGACGGAGCCGGGCAACGGCGCCUCUCCAGCUCAGAAACCAGGACCACAGGACACGUCUUCAGUGACAGAGCAGCCUUCAUUUCCACACCAAGCUGCUCUUCCAUCUCCUAAAUCUGCCAGACGUCUGUUUGAGAAACACUGCAACAAGAAGGGCUUUUGUAAACCAGUUCACCUUCACAACCUGCUGAUGGAGGCCAUACAGGGUGGAGUGUUAAAAGGUAGUGAGAAGUUCCUGGCUCUGGAGCACUGUAAGAGCCUGGUGGUCCUGAUGGAUAGUCAAGGCAUCGCUCAGUUAAACUGGAUGGACUUCCAGAGUCUGUGGGACAAGAUCAGGAGGUGGACGGAUAUCUUCCUGGUGUUUGACAAGAACAAAACCCAGCGUCUGGAGUAUCAGGAGGUUGCCCCGGCUCUGAAGGCAGCAGGCAUCACAGUGGACGACCUGGUGAUGCAGCUGGUCGGACUGAGGUACACCGAGCCCGACAUGACCAUCAGCUACCCAGGGUUCCUGUAUCUACUCAUGAAGCUGGAGAGCAUGAUCCAUAAAUUUCAAGCGUACGACAUGGGAGGAAUGGGAUCUGUAACCGUCAGCUACACACAGUGGCUCCACAUGACGAUGUACAACUGAGUGGACUCUUUUUUUACGUGACUUUAAUGAUGUUAACGAGUAGAACUGUUGAUUCAUCCCCCGUCACCGCCGAGUCAAGCGGUAACUACAGAAACGUCGCCAUGGAAACACCUGGGGUCAAAGGUUAAACAUGGAGUUGAUGAUUGACCGUGAGAACGUCACAGCGUGAUUUAAAAAAUGAAACUUGGUGUCUACUGUGAACUCCAGUUUAUUAUUUGACAAAUCAUUUCAACAUAAUUCUUUUUUUUUUUUUUUUGUCAGUAUGAGGCUUUAAAGUAGUUCAUAAAUAGUCUGAAUAUGGAUCCGUUUAUCCAGGAUGUGUUGUACAUGUCUUUUAUCUUCUGUCUGUUGUAUUUCCUCUGCAUUAGCACUGAUUCAUCAUAAUAUUUUCUGAAUAAAGAACAUGAUAA
Sphaeramia orbicularis (orbiculate cardinalfish) is the source of this 2647-nucleotide messenger RNA. Its product is annotated as calpain-9. Lineage: Eukaryota; Metazoa; Chordata; Actinopteri; Kurtiformes; Apogonidae. Gene Ontology annotation, molecular function: calcium-dependent cysteine-type endopeptidase activity; calcium ion binding. The transcript has 20 exons. The record is from RefSeq and is a predicted model, not a curated record. Gene Ontology annotation, biological process: proteolysis. The coding region runs from base 129 to 2237 and encodes 702 amino acids. Gene Ontology annotation, cellular component: cytoplasm.